This is a messenger RNA of Strigops habroptila (Kakapo), 2632 nucleotides long. Its product is annotated as UPF0183 protein C16orf70 homolog. Lineage: Eukaryota; Metazoa; Chordata; Aves; Psittaciformes; Psittacidae. The record is from RefSeq and is a predicted model, not a curated record. Gene Ontology annotation, cellular component: dendrite; synaptic vesicle membrane; trans-Golgi network. Gene Ontology annotation, biological process: Golgi to plasma membrane protein transport. The transcript is spliced from 16 exons. The coding region runs from base 162 to 1433 and encodes 423 amino acids.
GUGUCAGGGGCUCCGCUGUGGGCUCAGCGCUGCCCCCCCCGGGGGGGGGUCGGGGCGCAGGCUGCUAUCGAGCUUUCUUCCCUCCCGCUUCCCUCAGAGGUCCAGCGCAGCGACUGGGUAACCUGCCGUGCUAGCCUGCGACCUCUGCGCUACCUGAGCCAAUGCUAGAUCUGGAGGUGGUGCCUGAGCGUUCUCUGGGGAACGAGCAAUGGGAGUUCACCUUGGGAAUGCCGUUGGCUCAGGCUGUAGCAAUCCUUCAGAAACACUGUCGCAUUAUCAAAAACAUCCAGGUUCUCUACAGUGAGCAGUCACCUCUUAGCCAUGACCUGAUCCUUAACCUGACUCAGGAUGGAAUCAAACUGCUGUUUGAUGCUUUCAAUCAGAGACUUAAGGUGAUUGAAGUUUACGACUUGACUAAGGUGAAGUUAAAAUAUUGUGGUGUCCAUUUUAACUCUCAGGCAAUUGCUCCAACCAUAGAACAAAUUGAUCAGUCAUUUGGAGCAACACAUCCAGGAGUGUAUAAUUCAGCUGAGCAGCUCUUUCACCUCAAUUUCAGAGGACUGUCGUUUUCUUUUCAGUUAGACUCCUGGACUGAAACUCCAAAGUAUGAGCCUAACUUUGCUCAUGGUCUGGCCUCUCUCCAAAUUCCACAUGGUGCAACUGUGAAACGCAUGUACAUCUACAAUGGAAACAGUCUGCAGGACACCAAGGCUCCCUUGAUGCCUCUCAGCUGUUUCCUUGGUAAUGUGUAUGCUGAGAACGUUGAUGUUCUGAGAGAUGGAACUGGACCCUCAGGUUUACGGCUUCACCUACUCACUGCAGGCUGUGGCCCGAGUGUUUUAGCUGAUGCCAAGAUGCGGGUAUUUGAGCGUUGUGUGUACUUCGGCGAUUCAUGCCAGGACGUGCUGAGCACCUUGGGGUCUCCCCACAAAGUCUUCUACAAGUCUGAAGAUAAGAUGAAAAUCCAUUCACCCUCGCCCCAUAAGCAGGUCCCAUCAAAGUGCAAUGACUACUUCUUCAAUUAUUGCACACUUGGAGUGGAUAUUCUCUUUGAUGCAAACACUCACAAGGUGAAGAAAUUUGUUCUGCAUACAAAUUAUCCUGGUCAUUACAACUUUAACAUUUACCAUCGCUGUGAAUUCAAGAUUCCACUAGUCAUUAAGCAAGAUGGUGCUGAUUCACAGACAGAAACAUGUACAACAUACAGCAAGUGGGACAGUAUUCAGGAUCUUCUGGGGCACCCUGUAGAGAAGCCGGUGGUACUUCACAGGUCAUCAUCUCCAAACAACACUAACCCAUUUGGGUCAACCUUUUGCUUUGGACUGCAACGAAUGAUCUUUGAGGUGAUGCAGAAUAAUCACAUAGCUUCUGUUACUUUGUAUGGCCCAACGCGGCCCAGCAGCCAGUUGAGAACAUUGGACCUUCCCCAGUGAGCAUCCCCUACAAAGUCAGCUAAUCUCAAUGCUACGAAAUUAGUACAGCGUGCCUUGAUUUGCUGCCACUUAUAAUAUGGAAAGCAUGUUAUGAUUUAGUUUUUUCAGUAAGCCUUUCCACCCAGGAACGGUGUGGAGGGGAAAUUCUCUCAACCAUUCAUCAUGGGGCAUGGAACUGUUGAUGGAGGAAAGCAGCUUAGGUGCCUGUGCCGUCGUUUAUUCCUCUCCGUUGCCCUCAUCCUGUGCAGCACAGACCCAAAGAGACUGUCCUUCUUUCUCAGCUGGCAGAAGGUGGAAAUGGAAGAGGGGCACGUAAUGACUGCGAGAGUUAAAAGCACAAACUUUCUGAGCCUUGGAGCAUCUGGAAGCAGGUAUUGAUUUUAGUCUGUGUUAUUGUAUUGAUGUGGUGGUUACAUUUUAAGAAAACGUGUGUGUGUGUGUGUGUGUGUAUCUAUAAACACAUCAGUAUUUCUGUGGCUUAGGACAUUGUACCAAGUGUGACAAGAAUGUAUAUAUGUCCAUGAUUUCAGGCACCACAUCUUUGUGUAACUUUAGACCAAGCAAGUAGCACGUGCAUAAUACUUGGUUGUAAUAUUUGCACUACAUACACUUUAAUUACUUGAUAAACGUUUUAUCUUUACUGAGGAGCAUCUGUGUACUGGGUGUAAGUGGGGUGAUGGUUAUUUAAUGUACGCUGCGCAUAAAGCUUAUUUAUACAGUGGAUCGAAUUUAUCCACCUUCCUGCACUAAUAUGUACUUGAUAUGCUGAAACAAUUUUUUUUCUCCCAUGGCUGGUUUACUAAUUUUUUUUCAUAUGCAGUUUCAGAAACAAUAACAAUAAAUUCUGGAAGAGGUUAUUUCUAUGAUUGAAUUAUGUUUUAGUGAAAAGAUUUAAUACAAUUUUUCAUACUAGGGAAAAAUUUAAUGAAGAAAGUGUUGCCUGUUCCAAAAUCCCUUAUUCUGUUCUGUUUCCUUAGAGAAAGAACAGCUGUAUAUAAUGGUAUCUCAGAAGGAAAUUCCCGAGCUCUGCCAUCACCAGGAAAACCUUUUCUGUAACUUUUGAUGUAUGACUUUAAUUUAUGCCAAAGGUUUAGCCAAAGACAUCCUUUAUUGUAGUUUCACUAUUUCUGUACAUAGAUGCUAACUGCACACCCCACCCCAGCAGACAGGAUAUAGGCUUCUUUCUAGUUGGGAGAUGC